CCUAGAUUUCAAAGUUUAAUUUACUACUUAUCAAUACAUAUAGACAUCAUCAUCAUAUGUCUUGUUCAUCUUCCAACGUAGACGAUUCCGUUAUGUCCCUAAAAGAGUAUACUCGUAGUAUGUCGAUCCCAUUUAGCGACAUAGAAUCAGCCACCAACAAUUUCGCAGAUGAAUGUCUUGUUACACAAACUUCUUCCUCAAAAAUUUACAAAGGACGACUCUUGAUGCAAUCAUCAGGAGAAUACGUCAAUAUUGUUGUACGGAAAUGUUUGAAACCACACAAUGCACUCAACGAGGUUAAUAUACUAAAAGAUCUUACACAUAAAAAUAUCGCUCCUACUUUGAAAAUUUUUUAUAGGAAAGAUAUUUUAGUGAAGAUAAACGAGCACGAGGCGAAUGAAAGUCUAGACAAGCAUCUAUAUACGCUAAGUUGGAUGCAGAGACUGCAUAUAUGUGUCGGGAUAGCACGUGCAUUGACUUACCUUCAUUACGAUGCGGAAGAGUAUCACAGUGUGAUACACGGUAACAUCAAGAGCUCCAAAAUAUUGCUCGAUCACGACUGGGAACCCAAGUUAUAUGAUUUUGGAUUUGCUGUUAGAGCUAAAAGGAAUCAGAUUUACCUUACAGAUAAAUACAAUGGCUCAUUACUAUAUAUGGAUCCAGCAUAUAAAACCACUGAAGGUUUGACUCAUAAGUCAGAUGUCUUCUCCUUUGGUGUUGUUCUGUUUGAGGUCCUGUUUGGGAUGGUAGCAUCAUCCGUUGUUCCAACACCAGGUCACAAAGCAGAUCAUUGGUAUUUUGCUCGGAUGGCCCGAGCCGGUUACGAAGAGAAGACACUAGAUGAGAAGAUUGAUCCUGAUCUACGAAAGCAAAUGAGUUGCUUGGAAUCAUUAAACAUUUUCUCCGAGACGGCAUAUUUUUGCUUGAAGGAGCAGCGGUCACAGCGUCCAGAUAUGAAAAAAGUUCUCCAAAAACUUGAGCGAGCGUUGGAGCUUCAACAUAAACAUGAUCAAAGUCUUGGACAUCCGGAAGGUAUAUUAUCCAACCACUUGAAGGUGAAAAAUUUGGAUCACUUAAGAUUUCGAUUGAGUGAUAUACGUUUGGUGACCGACAAUUUUUCCUACACAAAAUGUAUUGGAUCCGGUGGAUAUGGUAAGGUUUAUAAAGCAAAACUUGGCCAUUCUAAUGGCAUAAGUGCAUCAACAGCCACAAAAGGCGACAAUAAAACUGAGUUGCCCGUGGCUAUUAAACGUCUCUUUCGUAGGGUAGAUGGGCAAGAAGAACAAGGGUUUUUAGCUGAAAUUGAACUACUUAGCAAAUGUAAGCAUCGAAAUGUAGUUUCUCUUUUAGGCUUCUGUGAUGAAGAACAAGAAAUGAUUCUAAUUUACGAAUAUGCUUCCAAUGGAAGCAUCCAAGAUUAUUUGGAAAAUAAUGGUAAGAUUACUAAUCUUACUUGGGCCCAUCGUAUAAAAAUAUGCAUUGGUAUUGCAUAUGGAUUGGAAUAUCUUCACAAAGAUACAGAAGACAAAAAGUGCAUAAUUCAUAGGGAUAUAAAGAGUGCAAAUAUUCUAUUGGACGAUAAGUGGGAGGCAAAGAUUGCAGACUUUGGGCUCUCUAAGUUACACCCCACGCAUGACCAACAUAGCACCUUGAUUACCGGUAAUAUUGGUGGUACCGAAGUUUACAUUGAUCCCGAAUAUCUAGAAACAGGUAAUUUGAAAACUAGCUCAGAUAUUUACUCUUUUGGAGUAGUUUUGUAUGAAAUAAUGUGUGGGAACUUAGCAUAUAAGAUGUGCAAUACAAGGGGCCUUCCAUCAAUAGUGUGCCAAUUCAUUAAUAGCGAAAAUAUAGAGAAAUUGGUAGAUCCACGGUUGAAGGAAGCUGGGCUAAAUGAUGGGCUCAAUCACGAUUCAUUAUAUACAUUUUCAAAAAUAGCAAGUCAAUGUGUGGCAAAAGCUCAAGUUAACCGUCCAACAAUGGAAGUCAUCAUUAAAGAACUUGAGAAAUCUUUGAACCUUCAAAAUAAUAGGAAGGACAACCUCCAAAUUUCACUCGAAGUCAUAAAAUUGGGCACACAAAACUUCUGUGAGGACAACUGCAUUGAAAAAGGAAGAUUCUGGAGGGUGUAUGAAGGAGAGAUUUUACUUGCAAAUAAUACCAAUCGGCGUACCCCCAUUGUUGCAAAAAGAUUUGACAGCCGGCGGGAUGAAGGAAACUCUCAAUUUAUAAGAGAGUUGAAAGUUCUUUAUGAGCGUAAGCACGAGAAUAUUGUUGGUCUUCUAGGGUAUUGUAACGAAAUGGGUGAAAAAAUGAUUGUGCAUGAGCACGUGUCUAACGGAACACUGGAUAAGCAUUUGGACAAUGCCGCUGAUCUUACAUGGUUGAAACGCCUCAAGAUAGGCCUCGAUGUUGCAAGGGUAUUGGAAUAUCUUCAUACAGGUGGCAGUACAAAAGAUACUCGGAUCAUACAUAGACACAUCAGAUGUAGUAGCAUCCUACUUGACGGUGAUUGGAGGGCUAAACUUUGUAAUUUUGAGGAGUUCUCAUAUGCUUUGGAACAAAAGAAAGUUGAACAUAUCGAUGAUGAUAAUGCAUAUGGCUCACUGAGCUACUUAGACCCCCGGUACAAAAGGCAACGUUAUUUAGAUGCGGCGUCUGACAUGUACUCAUCAGGUGUGGUUUUAUUGGAGAUGAUGUUGGGGAGAUUGGUGUGUGUAGAGGAAAUGGAGGAAGUUGUUAAGGAAUUUUCUUCGGGUAAAAUCGAUGAUCAUAGACUAAUAUUUGAGGGUAUAAAGGAACAUGUUGAUAUUCAUUCAUUCAAGGCAUAUCAUGCCAUCACCUUUAAAUGCCUUGGUGAUAAUGGUUUUUUGCGGCCAACUGCUAGGGAGUUAGUUAAACAACUUACGUCAGCAUUGGCAUACCAAGAGGAUUAUGAGAUAUGGAAGCCCAAACUCCCUAUGGACUAUGAAAAACUAUCUGAUAUGUCAGGAAAAGACAUUAUUUCUGGAAGGUUUAAAGAUAUUUAUGACAUGCUAUGUGCUGGAUUCUUUUUUCAAAAAGGCAAAGCGUGGUUUUCUUUGGGAAGCAACGGAAAAAGAAAUGUGUUGAUAUCGGCUAAAAAAUUUUCAUACACAAACUACCAUCUACACAAGUGGCGAUCAAAUCAUAUUUCAAGGUUUCAGGUGGUAGCGAAAAUGCUGGAUAUAUCGAAUCUGAAGGUCCGAAUCAAGAUAAAACCUCAACUUUUACUUCCGGGCGAUAACUAUGGUGUUCAUCUAGUCUUUAAGUUUCGUGAACCAGGAAAGUUUCUAUCUAAACACAUGUAUGUUAACCUAAAGUACAAAAGUGGGAGUGACAAUUUACGUUCACAUUAUGCCACAUGGAGAGAAGACGGGUGGAUGAUGAUUGAAUUAUGCCAAAUCCUGAAUUACAAGGAAGAUACUGUGUUUGAAGUUUUACUGGAGAGCUUUUCGCGAAGCCACUGUGGAAGUAGCGUCUAUGUAAAUGGCAUAGAGUUUCGUACCAUAGACAAUGAAUAUGAAGAAAUCAAGAAGCCAAAGGAAGUACAACACUCUCUAGUUGAUUACAAGGAAAUGUUGAAGAGCCCAGGAAAGGCUAACAAGGUUAAAAAACUACAGAGUGAAAAGAUAUGUUUUAUGCUGUCAGAGAUGGAAGCUGCUCCAUACAAGUCUUCAAAAGAAAAGCCUUUUCAUUUGAAAUAUUCAGUCGAGUCAAGAUUUCAAAAGGAAAUCGAGCUUUCAAAGCGACAAGUAUUUGGUAUUAAGGGAAAAAUCGAAAGUCAAGUGUUGUCGCCGGAUACAGAUUACAUGUGUCACCUUGUAUUUAAGCUGUCAGAAACAUGUCACGGGUUGCAUUCUCCUGUGAGAGUAAGGAAUGUUUUACAGUGGAAAAACAAAGAGGUUGGACUUAUUUGCUUUAGGCCUCCAAGCCCAUGGAACUUACCUGAUACUGAUGGGUCUCCAAGAGCAAGGGAUGAUGGAUGGAUGGAGGUUCUUGCAUGGAAAUUCAACUCAAAAUCUGCUCUCAGAAGCAAUCAUAUUCCUAUAUAUAUAAAAUUCAUAACUUAUGAAGGAACCAUGUCUGGCCUUAUUGUAAGCGGCCUUGAGGUUCGGCCAAUGUAAGAGCAUGUGUUAGUGUAUGCCACCCAUGGAGUUUGUCAUCGAUCUUACUAAGUUUUUACUUUCAAGUUUUUC
Molecule: messenger RNA, 4214 nt
Organism: Erigeron canadensis
Lineage: Eukaryota; Viridiplantae; Streptophyta; Magnoliopsida; Asterales; Asteraceae
Exons: 10
Coding region: 57-4142 (1361 amino acids)
Biological process (GO): protein autophosphorylation
Cellular component (GO): plasma membrane; plasmodesma
Molecular function (GO): transmembrane receptor protein tyrosine kinase activity; ATP binding
Source: RefSeq, a predicted model, not a curated record